UUUUUUUUAUGACUUUAGAUUGCCAGGUUGGGUAACUUUAAUCAACAUCCGACAUUGAGAAUUGGAAAGUUUACCAGGGGGUUUCACUUGAUUCACGGAAAUCAUAACAACGAACCCCAUCAAUCAUCAUCAUUAUCCCUUUAAGCCUACCAACUCCAAUUCUUCUUUUGAAUUCUUCGUUUUACGUUAGAUUUUAGGGUUAGGGUCUUACUUCCCUCACCAACGAUAAGGAGGAAGAAGAAUUCCUUAUUCCAGCUGCUAAUAUGUUGAAGGGCGUAGAAUUAACACCUGAAUUACAGGAAAUUCUCAAUGCCAAUAUGGAUUGCGUGCAAGAAAGGCGCACCGCACGUGAGGCCUUCAAGGAUAUUCAGCUUAACAUCGAUCAUAUCUUGUUCAACACAAAAUAUGAAGGAUUGAAGACAAAGGAGUCAUAUGAGACGAACUCUAAAGGGAUAGAAAUUUUCUCAAAAAGUUGGCUACCGGCGUCACAACCUCCCAAAGCUGUAAUUUGCUACUGCCAUGGUUAUGGAGACACUUGCACAUUUUUCUUUGAAGGAAUUGCUAGAAAGUUUGCUUCAUGUGGAUACGCGGUUUAUGCCAUGGACUUACCGGGACUUGGCCUUUCGGAAGGUCUUCAUUGCUAUAUUCCAAGCUUUGACGCUCUAGUAGAUGAUGUUGUAGAACAUUAUUCGAAAAUUUUAGAAAAUCCCGAAAUACGUGAUCUUCCAAGAUUCUUGCUCGGGCAAUCAAUGGGUGGAGCCGUGGCUCUAAAGGUGCACCUUAAACAACCAACAUUCUGGACGGGUGCAGUCCUUGUUGCGCCUAUGUGCAAAAUUGCAGACGAUGUGGUCCCACCAUGGGCAGUAACAAAAUGUCUCAUGGGUAUGGCGAAGGUUCUCCCAAAGAUGAAGCUUGUUCCACAAAAGGAUCUCGGUGAUAUGGCAUUCAGAGACCCUAAAAAGAAGCAUUUGCCAAACUAUAAUGUUAUCGGUUACAAGGAUAAACCACGUUUGGGAACAGCUAUGGAACUCUUAAAGACAACACAAGAGAUCGAAAGUCAACUUGAAAACGUUUCAUUGCCAUUGUUGAUAUUGCAUGGAAAAGCUGAUAUGGUGACUGAUCCGUCUGUGAGUAAAGCUUUGCAUGAUAAAGCAAAGAGUCCAGACAAGAAAUAUAACUUAUAUGAUGAUGCAUGGCAUUCAUUAAUGGAUGGGGAGCCUGAUGAGAUCAUUACUCGGGUUCUUACUGAUAUUAUUACGUGGCUCGAUGAACAUACUGCUAAAAAGUAAUUUGUUCAUCGAGGUAUACUGAAAUUUGAAAAAUAAGAAGAUAUUUUUUUUGUCACAAUUGAAGUAGCAAAACUUGUGAAGUGUAAAGUUUUAUUUGAAAAAUAAAUGUCCAUUGUUGUAAUUAAUUUUUAGACCUUAUUGUAUCUAUAGGCUUUUUCGAAGCAAUGUAUAUAACAUAACACUUUUAUUAUAGUUAAUUAAGCAAUGGAAAAUAAUUGUUUAACAUGCU
Messenger RNA from Lactuca saligna, 1518 nucleotides. Lineage: Eukaryota; Viridiplantae; Streptophyta; Magnoliopsida; Asterales; Asteraceae. The record is from the annotation of a GenBank genome assembly.